GAGCGACGGAUCGGCCUCCGAACUUGCUUAUUUCUGCUGGAUGCUAGUUCGAACAAUCGCCUUUAUACCGGGCCAUUUUCGUUAGAUAGUUUCGAUCAGUCCUCACAAUCUACAGACCGAAUCAGUACAUCACUUGCCGCUAUCGUAAUGAGUGGGCACGCGUCAAAGUGUGGAAAUCGAACACUGUGUAUGUAUUAUUUGUCACCACUGGAAUUCUUUUUCUAUUGUUGCUGCGGAACCGAUUUUGAGGAUUGCGCUUAUACCGACGAUCCAGAGAUUCUCUCAUACGCAAGCAUCAAUGCAGAAGUGUGGAGGAGUCGGAGCGAGAUCCGGUCAUUCUACAAGCCCGAAGGAAAGGAAUUCGUAAAUAGGAGCGAUAUUUUCGGACGCCCAUGGCUCUACGAGAAAUUUAUUUAUAGCUUGCCAGUCGGUGGGCAUUAA
Molecule: messenger RNA, 441 nt
Organism: Gongylonema pulchrum
Lineage: Eukaryota; Metazoa; Nematoda; Chromadorea; Rhabditida; Gongylonematidae
Source: the annotation of a GenBank genome assembly